Molecule: messenger RNA, 945 nt
Organism: Dissoconium aciculare CBS 342.82
Lineage: Eukaryota; Fungi; Ascomycota; Dothideomycetes; Mycosphaerellales; Dissoconiaceae
Exons: 3
Coding region: 1-945 (314 amino acids)
Biological process (GO): transcription initiation at RNA polymerase II promoter
Cellular component (GO): transcription factor TFIID complex
Molecular function (GO): protein heterodimerization activity
Source: RefSeq, a predicted model, not a curated record
AUGGCAUCUCUGGCCGGCGAUAAAGAUACUGGCGCGAAACGAUCUCACGAUGGCCCCGAGCCCGACCAUCACAACACGAAGAAGCGAAGGAGAGUUCACCAUGCGCUGCGCGAUCCCUAUCAGCGCCCACCACAUGUCGAGCCGGCGAUGCAAGAUCCGGUGUUCGCGCAAGGACAGCUGCUGCGGAGUAUAGGUGCCGCCCUCGUCAUGGUCGGCUUUGACAGUGUCAAGCCAUCGGCCAUGGAGAUGUUUCGAUCACAUGUGGAGGAGUAUAUGCUCGACAUCUUGUCACACAUCCGCCAUUCAAUGCAUGACCAGCGCCGAACAAAGCCUACCGCCUACGACUACGCCAUCUCGCUUGCAAAGAUGCCCAACGCGGCUGCUGCGUCACAACUACUUCCACAACUCGGACUGCAAGUCCCACCCGCGCUCGCGUUUCCUACGACAUCAGAUCCUCCGCCGCCCGUGCCCGCACCUCCCGAUCUCUCAAAACUCCUGGAACCUCUCAUGACGCGACAACCGCCCUCCUACAUUCCCAAACAUUUCCCCGCGUUACCACCUCGACACGCCUGGGAGAGCACCGACGUCUUCUCCGAGAGGGAGAAGGACGCGCGUAAGAUGCGCGAGAAGGCUACCGAGGAAGGCAUGAUGGCGGAACAGGCGUUGAGGAAACUCGCAGCAGCCGCCAAGGCGGGAGCCAUGAAGGCGGAGCGGAAACGAAGCGAAAAACUCGCGGCGCAGGGAUCGUCGUUGCGUGGCUCCGCGCGUGGGAGGGGACGGGUGCGGGCGAAGGAGGACACCUUCGCAGAGGUCCUCAAAGACCUGGGUGAUACCGACGAAGCCGGAGGAAUGGAUUUAGGUAUGCCCGAGGGCGUCAUCGUCAAUCAUAACAUGGCGCAUUGGCGGAAGGGAGGGCAUCGACAGAGUCUGCAUGGCUUUGUUUGA